Molecule: messenger RNA, 1644 nt
Organism: Lentinula edodes (shiitake mushroom)
Lineage: Eukaryota; Fungi; Basidiomycota; Agaricomycetes; Agaricales; Omphalotaceae
Exons: 10
Coding region: 34-1398 (454 amino acids)
Molecular function (GO): protein serine/threonine phosphatase inhibitor activity
Source: RefSeq, a predicted model, not a curated record
CCUCAAUCUCAAUGAUCUAAGUGUUUGCAUGCCAUGGCUCACGGUCGAAGACCGUCACAAUCCCUCAUACACUCUCCAGAAUUGGCGUCCAACUUCACAGCGACUGCUCCUCCUAGUGACGCUGAGGAUUGGUUGACGCUGUGGCAAGCCUCAUUCGCCAGAGACAUCAUUGACUCUCGUAUUGUCGCUGUAGAUGGACAGAUAAGCGUAGAAGAGGCUUGCGACAUUUUGCUCUCCGAAGACAUACCAUGUCUGGCUAUCAAGUCAAUCGAUCAUUCAGUAUCUGGUCUCUUUGAUUUUUCCGAUGUCAAUGCGUUUUUGACUCUAGCCGCCACGAAACACACAUUCUCUGCGGAAGCAUUCCAAGAGAAGCCGCGAGUAGACGACAUCUUCACUGCUGCUCGUUCUGGCCACGUUCCUGUAUCCAUUGUCAGCAAUCUUUCUGAGAAGAAUCCGCUUCACACUCUACCAUAUGAUGCCACGGUUGUUUCCCUUCUUGAAGUGUUUGCACGGGGUGCUCAUCGAGUUCUGAUCAAAUCGAACUCGUCCGAGACCAGUGAGGAAGAGUUUAUUGGCAUCGUUUCGGACCGUCGUCUUUUAACUUGGUUUUUAUCUUUUGCUCAACAAUCCGAGUCUGAAUCUCUGCGGACAUAUCUUUCCAAUCCACUGAGCUCCUUCUCCGACUCCCUACCUUCGCUUAAUCUAUUUGCAUCCGUUGUGGCCACGGUAUCGACGGAACCAGUGUUGGAAGCGAUGAAACUCAUGAGCGAAGAAGGUGUAAGUAGUAUUGCCGUGCUGGAGGAGGAAGGUGGAACAUUGCUGAGCGCUGUCAGUGUGACCGAUAUUGGGAAGAUCGUGGUCCCUUCACAGAGCAACCAAAUUCUGUCCCUAUCCAUACAACAUUUUAUAUCCCUGAUCAAGGGACCAGAUGGUUCGAUGGACGGGCAAGACCGAUAUCCAGUGUACUCUGUACUUCCGACAAGCACAAUGCUGUAUACAAUACAGAAACUCCUCGCUACUAAUGCGCACAGGGUAUUCAUAACCCAAGAUUCCACAGUAUCAUCGCCCUUGCUUUCCCCAAAGUCCUCCGGAAACCUCGCUGGGCUCGUUUCCGUCGUCGACAUCCUGUCACUCUUUGCACGCCUCGCGAAAGUCAAAGACGUCGAUCCAACGCGUAUGCAACGCCAUCGUCGAGCGUCAUCCGUCUCGUCCCAAGCUUCGUCUAAGGAGUCAGAUCGCUCUAGGUCAAGCAGUCGGACUAGUGUGCGGAGGGCGUCGAGUACGAAGACCUCUCAAAUAAUGAGUAGUAAUCAGAAGCGUAGAUCAAGUUCUUCAACGACCACAUCCACUACUGGUGCAGCUGGAGAUACAACCAGUGCGAGUAAAUUACCGUCCUAAGCAGGAUCGUAUGCUAUGGAUGUUGGUAUCCUCAGUAUUCAGGUUGUUGUGUUGGAAUUGCCUUUUUCCUGUGAAAGUAAAUAUGUUCUUCCUUAACGUACUUGACUCAAUAAUUUUUCGUUCAUCAUUGGAGCAUAUGUAUAUCAUUAUCUAAAAGUUUAUCGCCGUAGCCCACUUGGGGUGAGUUGGAUCCGUCGGUAACGUAGGACUAUGUGGUACUUAGAACGUUCAGCUUCCCAUUGCUGC